Adineta steineri is the source of this 975-nucleotide messenger RNA. Lineage: Eukaryota; Metazoa; Rotifera; Eurotatoria; Adinetida; Adinetidae. The record is from the annotation of a GenBank genome assembly.
AUGGUUUUAGUAAUUAAUGAACAAAUUUAUUCUAAUACAUGUUCACUAGAAAAUCUAGCACAACAUAAAGAUUUAAUUCAUUCUUCUUGUGAAUUUGCUAAAACAAAUGAAUAUAAACAAUCUGUAGAAGAUAUAUCAAAAACUAUUUAUGUUCAUCAACGUGAAUUUGCUGUAUUAGCAAAAAAUGAUCCAAAUGGAUUUUAUUUAAUUGGAAGUGAUGAUGCAACAACAUGUCAUAUACUUGUAUUAGAUAAUCAAUACGCUGUUGGAUUAAUGCAUUUAGAUGGUGGAGAUACGAGUCAAAGUAUCGAACUUAUGUUACAAGAAAUGAAACAGUAUGCACCUGAAAAUGUGAAUUAUGAUGUUUAUCUUGUUGGUGGUUUUCUUGAUAGUUCCGAUCGGCAAUAUUCUCUUAAAUUAAGCAAUGAAGUUCUCAAUCUAUUUUCUAAAAUGCCAAAUAUUUCAUUUUAUCUUAAACUUGCCGCUAUAACACCAUAUAAUGAUCAUAUUAUUAAUAAUAUUCAUUAUCCAUUAAUAUAUGGUAUUUGUUUUAAUGUCAAUACAAAAUCUAUAUGUAAAAUGAAUUUUAUUGAUUAUGGACCAGCAUUUCGUUUACGUUCAGUUUAUGUUUCAGUUGAUAAUCAUAUUGCAUGGUGUAUUUAUUCAUCAUUGAAAGGAAAUGUGACACUUAAAGAAUUUUUUAUAGAUAGAAAUCUUAUUCGACGUUAUUAUCAACCUUUAUAUAUGUAUUAUUUUUCUGAUGAUCAAAAAAUACUUUCUAUGACAUCAACAUCACCUGAACAAGAACGUUCAUCAUAUUUAUUACAUAUGAAAAAAACUAUUGUAUAUAUUUUGAAAUAUUCAAAAGAAAUAUCUGAAUGGUUUGAUAAACAAACACAUUCAAUUGUUUAUUAUCGAUUAAAUGAUAAAUGGAUAACUGAUAAUAAAAAUAUUAUUGAAGAUAUUGAAAUUUAA